UUAAAAUGGCGGAGUUUCCUAUCUAAAAGUUCUGUGCUUUUGAAAAGACCAGGGGAGAGGAGAGAGUGACAAAGAGUUAAAAAUGGAAUUACCAGUCUUUAGCCCUGUUCCUGAACAUACUCAAGCUCAAUUUGCAGUGCCAAUGGUGGAAGGAAAAAAUCAUCAUCUUACAAUGGCAAUGGUAGAAGACUAUUUAAAAGAGGAAUCAAGUUCCAUGGUGGAGCGAAAAGAGGAACUGGUGUCACGGAUUGGAGGAAAACCCACACUCAGAAUCGGUAGAUUUCUUAAACCUUGUGUUGAUCAUGUUAAUGAAGCAGCUGGGAUUCCUUUAGUUCCUCUUCUUUCUGAAAUCAUCACUUUCAGACACUGCAAAUGGCCUCCAAAAAUCCUGUUUAAAGGAUGGAGAUGUCCCCAGAAGAAAUGGAAGUACUGGAUCGAUCGUUUGCAGCCAUUGUACGGACCCAUAUGGGUGAAGGCUGGUAUUUACAAUGCGAUCAUGGCUUCUACUUACAGAGUUCGAAAGGACCAAGAUUUGGUCCUUGCAUUACUGGAGAAAUGGUGCCCUCACACCAGUUCGUUCGUCUUUCCAUGGGGAGAAGCAACAAUUACUCUUGAAGAUACCUUCAUUCUUGGUGGAUUCUCCUUUGUUGGAAAACCCAUUACUGAACCUCUAACGAAAGAGCAAGAGAAGAUGGAGAAGAAGAUGGAAGAAGAACAUGAUGGGUUCUACAAACACCAAUGGUGGAGCCCCUCUAACUCAGAAUGGAUUAAUCAUUUCAUGGAGACCCAGAUCGAAUUGGAGCAUGUAGCCUUCAUCUCCUUGUGGCUGUUAAGGUAUGUCUUUCCAACACCUUCUGAGAGAGCUGUGGGUCGGCAUGUCUUCCCCAUUGCCAUCCGUUUGGCUCAAGGGACACCCAUUGCUCUUGGACCUGCAGUGCUUGCAAGUCUCUAUCGUGAUCUUAGGUUUCUUAAAGAACAAUGUGUUCAUAACCUUCUUGGAUCAAAAAAGGAAUAUCUUGAAGAUGAUUUCCAUCUCAGCGUUUGGGCGCCAUUUCAAUUCAUGCAGCUCUGGGCUUGGGAAAGGUUUCCAUCUUUGAGACCAGAGAACCCCAAUUCUCUCCGUCCUGGUGAACCCAGAGCAGCUCUGUGGAGCAAACUGACGACUAACAUGAGUGUUGAGUUGGUGAGGUUGGUUAUGAGCUCACCUGAAAACUAUCAAUGGCGUCCUUAUGCUGCCAACUUGAGCAACUGGUGUCUCCCUUCCAUCUACAGUGAAAGGGAAAAAUGGGUUUCCCAAAGUCCAGAUGGGGAUGACGAGUCGCAGUCCUUUGCCCAUUGCUUGUGGGCUUCUGAGUUAGUUGGGAUAGACAGUAAAGAACACUAUCUUCCACAUCGAGUGGCUAUGCAAUUUGGAUUAGAUCAAGACAUCCCUGGUUAUCUUGGCCUUCCCAGGGGAACUUGCAGCGAGCCCUUUAAAUUUGCUAUGUUCUCUGUCCCACCUGGGCAUUUCGAAUCAGAUGUAACGAGGAGAUACUCAGAAUGGUGGAAGCAAUCCAUGCUGCUUCGUCGAGAAGCAAUCAAGUAUGCUUUAACUCAAGUUCAAAUUCAGGAGAACCCAAGAAAAUUAGCCAAACGUAAACGUUCAAUGAAAGAAAAGGCAAGAGGUAACAAUGGCUGGCCUCUUACAUUGGUUUCUUCUGAGAAUCACAAGCAGAGCUUUCGAGAUUCUACUACUGAUGAAAACGAGACACAGGAAUUGAAAAACCUUCAACUGGCAAAAGUGAAGGAGGAAGACCCCUAUGGUCCAGUUCCCCCUGGAUUUUCACCAAAAUGUAACAGGUUAAACUUGGAAGAUUCAAGCCACAAAGAUGAACAUUCAGUCCUGCAAAAGUUUAAACUUCUGAAAGACCUCAAUGAGUCUGCAAUUGGAAGCAUGCCAGCUAGUUCUGCCUCAACUAUAGCAACAAACAGAGAUUUGGGAGGAAAUGAAGAAGCCCGUAAAGAUCUCAUGGAGAAGAACUCAAUCGAAGAGAAGGGCAGCCAUAUACCCACGGAGGGAAACACAGCAAGGAAGGCAAUUGAACUGGAAGCUCGGGUUUGGGAGCUUGAGAAAGAGAUUUCUGGGCUUAAAGAGAAAUUACGUUCUAAAGAAGCGGGUAAACCUACAAAUCAGAGCCCAUCGCAGGCUGAUUAAAUCCAUGUUGUGCUUAGAAUAUAUGUAAAAUUGAAAGAUGUGUUUGAUUCUGCAUAAUCAAACUUGAUUCGAGUCUUAUUGUACAGAUGCAACUUGAAUUUCA
This is a messenger RNA of Telopea speciosissima, 2297 nucleotides long. RefSeq lists its product as uncharacterized. The record is from RefSeq and is a predicted model, not a curated record. Gene Ontology annotation, biological process: meristem maintenance; meristem development. The coding region runs from base 83 to 2194 and encodes 703 amino acids. Lineage: Eukaryota; Viridiplantae; Streptophyta; Magnoliopsida; Proteales; Proteaceae. The transcript has 2 exons.